UUGGCUCUCUUAUCCUUCAGGAUCUUCACUUGAAUUAGACAGAACUAAGCACAGAAGAAAAAGCAUGGAAGCUUGCUUUCUCUCAUCAAAUUCAUUCGCUAAAAGCGUUGAGCUUGUGCCCUCAAUCAGAGCUAAAGCACUCUCCUUUUCAAAGAGAAACUCCAACCUUUCCCACUGUAGAAAAGUUGCUUUCCCAACUUAUAUAACAUGCUGCCAUCUCGGUUCAUCUUCACCGUUGGAUGAUGAAAGCAGACCAAUCCUUGAUCCUGAUUGGCGUUCAUUUAGAGCAAAAUUAGUGGCUGCGGAGAAAGUAUCAAGGCCCGAGGACUCGUCAGCAUGUGCCGACCCUGAUCAUCAACCAGUUACGCUUGGCGACAAAUGGGCUCAUACAAUCCAUGAACCGGAAAAGGGUUGUCUGCUCAUCGCCACGGAGAAGCUUGAUGGGGUCCACAUUUUCGAACGGACGGUGAUCCUGCUCUUAUCAACUGGGCCCAUAGGCCCAUCCGGGAUCAUACUGAACCGGCCGUCGCUGAUGUCGAUCAAAGAAAUGAGAUCGACGGUGCUGGACGUUGCGGGGACGUUCUCGGAUAGGCCAUUGUUCUUCGGCGGGCCUUUGGAAGAAGGGUUGUUCCUGGUGAGCCCGAGGGGGGAUGACAACAGCUCGGUGUUUGAAGAGGUUAUGAAAGGGUUGUAUUACGGAACGAAAGAGAGCGUGGGAUGUGCAGCCGAGAUGGUAAAGAGAAACGUGGUCGGGGCAGGGGAUUUAAGAUUCUUCGAUGGGUAUUGUGGGUGGGAGAAGGAGCAAUUGAAUGAGGAGAUAAGGGCUGCUUAUUGGACAGUAGCGGCUUGUAGCCCAAGUGUAAUUGGUCUUGAGAGCGUCGGAAGUGUUGGGCUUUGGGAAGAGAUUCUUGGGCUUCUGGGUCCCAGGAAGGUUUGGUGAAGUUACAAGCCAUACAAAUUGUAGGGCAAGUUUAUGUGCGAAUUCUGGCAAUUAUACCAUGGUCUGGUCUAUUGUAAUGGAAUCUGAUCCAUAGUCUUCCAUGUUGUAUAUUAUGCUCUCUAUUAUAUGACUUUUAGUUCCUUUUCUUGCCAAUGGUCUGGAGUUGAUUUAAGGUGAACAAGAAUAGAUUAUAUGGUCAAACCUAAGACCGCCUUUUUGGUCUAGCUGCAAAGCUAGCUAAAACAGAAAGUAU
Messenger RNA from Theobroma umbraticum, 1193 nucleotides. Its product is annotated as PPR containing protein (DUF179). The record is from RefSeq and is a predicted model, not a curated record. Lineage: Eukaryota; Viridiplantae; Streptophyta; Magnoliopsida; Malvales; Malvaceae.